AUGAGUCGCCACUUGGACCUGGUGCGAAGCUUCCUGGAGCAGCUGGAGGCUCGGGACCGCCGGGAGGGAGAAAUCCUUGGCCGCGAGUUCAGAGAUAUUAAGGCCCGCUCGGUGGCCUGGAAGACGGGAGGUGUGUGCUCCACUAAGGUCGGCAAUCGACCUGGGAACACGAAGAAGAACCGCUAUAAAGACGUGGUGCCAUAUGACGAGACCCGCGUCAUCCUUUCCCUGCUGCAGGAGGAAGGACAUGGAGAUUACAUCAAUGCCAACUUCAUCCGGGGCACAGAUGGAAGUCAUGCCUACAUUGCGACCCAAGGACCCCUGCCUCACACUCUGUUGGACUUUUGGCGCCUGGUUUGGGAGUUCGGGAUCACGGUGAUCCUGAUGGCCUGUCAAGAGACAGAGAAUGGACGGAAGAAGUGUGAACGUUACUGGGCCCAGGAGCAGGGGCCACUGCAGACAGGGCCUUUCUGUAUCACCCUGAUAAAGGAGAUGCCAGUGAAUGCAGACAUCAUUCUCAGGACCCUCCGGGUUACAUUCCAGAAGGAAUCCCGCUCUGUGCACCAGCUGCAGUUUAUGUCCUGGCCAGACCACGGGGUUCCCAGCAAUCCCGACCACAUUCUCACCAUGGUGGAGGAGGCCCGUCGCCUCCAUGGAGCUGGCCCUGAACCCCUCCUUGUCCACUGCAGCGCUGGCUGCGGACGAACAGGUGUCCUGUGUGCUGUGGAUUACGUGAGGCAGUUGCUGCUGACCCAGACAAUCCCACCCAAUUUCAACCUCUUUGAUGUGGUCCUCGAGAUGAGGAAACAGCGUCCUGCUGCUGUGCAGACAGAGGAGCAGUACAGGUUCCUGUACCACACCGUGGCCCAGCUAUUCUCGCGUACUCUCCAGAACACCAGCCCCCACCACCAGAAACUAAAAGAGAACUGUGCCCCAAUUGGAAAGGAUUCCUUGUCCCUCAGGAUCUCCCCAGAGCCAUCUGCCACAUCCCGCCCACCAGGUGGUGUUCUCAGCAGGAGCAUCUCCGUACCCGGAUCCCAGACCCGGACCAUGGCCGACACGUAUGCUGUGGUUCAGAAGCGUGGCGCCCCGGCGGGCGCGGGACGGGGCACGCGGGUGCCCAGCAGCACCGACACCAUAAUCUACAGCCAGGUGACUCCGCGUUCCCAGCGGCCGGUGGCACACACCGAAGACGCGACGGGGACGACGCCACCGGGCCGUGUUCCUGUGGAUCUAAAUCCUCCGGGGCCUGAUGCCUAUGAAGAAGUAACAAAUGGACCGCAGACUGGUGGUCUAGGCUUCAACUUGCGCAUUGGAAGACCCAAAGGACCACGGGAUCCUCCAGCGGAGUGGACGCGGGUGUGAGUGCUAAUCGCUCAAUAGUGGCUGGACUUCUGCAGCCUUGCUGCUGUGCGCGGUGUUGGAAAUGGGACUUGUGGGUCUGCAUCAAAAUAAAAGUUUCUCAGGGCGGAAAAAAUAAGGGCUUUGCCCCAGUGUUUAUAGCAAUCAAAGCCCGAGGCUUGGAGACGUAAGUGGGAGAUCACUGGUGGUGGGUCUACCCUGAGGAAAUUUAAGAAAGAACAUCAGGAGUGGGCGUUGUGACCCCUCCCCAUAUACUCAAGAGGAUAUAAUCUAUUGGUAAGCUUCCAGAUACAUCCCCUCACCACAGAAUGAGAGGUGUAUCCUCAGUACCGGGGCUUCCUUUGCCCAGACACUCAGGUGACCCCAAGGGGAUGAGGUAGACGACCCUGAAGAUGGGUAGAUGACCCUGAGGAUGGGUAGGAUGGACCUCCCAAUAUUCAGACAGAUCCAGACCAAGCCUAGCUGUGGCCAAGUGGACUGACCCCAGACAGGCAGAUUUUAAAAAAUAGAAAAAGAAAAGAAAAAAGUUUCCAGAUAGGAAAACAUAGCUCACCAAAUCUGGACAUAGAGCUAGAUGGCUAAAUAUCCACACCUUCAGAGGAGUUCUCUGUGGCAAAACAGAUGGACCUCGGCCAGAGAGAAAUAAAUCAACCAGUAGCCUUUAAGACCAGUCCCCCAAAUCAGGCCCUCACUCUGCCUUGCUAGCCAAAUGGACUCCUAGCCAGACAGAACCCCAGACAUAAACAGAUUCCUGAUGAACGGAUACCCACAGACAUCCCAGCUAGACUGGGCAGACUGACUGACCUACCAGCCAUAGACGUACAGACAUCACAGAUCAUCCACUAAACUCCCAGCUAUCCAGAAAGACAGAGCUCUUCUGACAUAGAAUUCCUGUUCGGGUGGACACAUGGAUAUCGCUCAUCCCAACAAAGAGAAACGAACCAAAGUUCUCUCCUGAGAAUCCGGGGCGGUUUGCAGUUGAUAGGGUCAGUGCUGAGCUCAGGAAACACUGUUUAGGUCUUAGCUUCCCUGUCUGAAUGGGAAGAGUGGCCAUGCUGAAGUCCAGGAGCACAUCUCUAGGAUGGGGAAGACUUAGGGUAACUGUUGGCAGGUCUUGGCAGGUCUGUCUUGGAAGUCUGCCCUAAGCCAGACUGCGGCUCCCUCCUGACUGGACUCUGCAGCCACCUUCCUAACCUUCCUCUUAGUCCCCGUUUGCUCGGGAUAAAUGCCAGCCUGCUAGUUUUUGUUGCCUUUAAUCGUUUAUGACAAUUACAUUGAUUGUCAACUUGAGAGAGUCUCGAACCACCUAGGAGACACACAUCUUUGUGAGAGUCUAUAAAUCAGGCUAAGAGAAGUGGGAGGACUCACUCCCAGUGUGGACAGCACCAGACCCAAGGCCAGGGUCCUAGACUGAAUGAGAAGAAAGCGAUUUGAGCACCUGAACUCUUCACUGCUUCCUGACUGUAGAUGUAAUGUGACCAGUUGCCUCAGGCUCCCGCCGUGACUUCCUCACCAUGCUCUGGAACUGUGACCCCAAA
Microtus ochrogaster (prairie vole) is the source of this 2900-nucleotide messenger RNA. RefSeq names its product protein tyrosine phosphatase non-receptor type 18 (gene Ptpn18). Gene Ontology annotation, molecular function: non-membrane spanning protein tyrosine phosphatase activity. Lineage: Eukaryota; Metazoa; Chordata; Mammalia; Rodentia; Cricetidae. Gene Ontology annotation, biological process: protein dephosphorylation. The record is from RefSeq and is a predicted model, not a curated record. Gene Ontology annotation, cellular component: cytoplasm; nucleus.